Messenger RNA from Clupea harengus (Atlantic herring), 7165 nucleotides. RefSeq names its product maestro heat-like repeat family member 1 (gene mroh1). Bases 509 to 5452 code for a protein of 1647 amino acids. The transcript has 42 exons. The record is from RefSeq and is a predicted model, not a curated record. NCBI's taxonomy places the organism in Eukaryota, Metazoa, Chordata, Actinopteri, Clupeiformes, Clupeidae. Gene Ontology annotation, cellular component: cytoplasm.
UUACUCUGAAUUAAAUAUGUUUUCGGUUCUGCAUUCGUUGGACUGUUUUAGGUUGUAAGGCGAGUAUUGUGUUCUUAAAGCUAGCGUAAAUAGCCCUUGUUAACGCCUAUGACUGUUGUGUGUGGCUAUAGCGAGCUAGCGGUCAUCUGAAGCACAUGCAAGUUAACGUCACUGGAUGGUACAAGGAAGUGCAGUAAUCUAACCUGUCCUUCCGACCGUGGAGCUGCGUAGCUUACAGACAGCUUGAUAAUACAACCGGUAUUCAACAGUCUGACAUUUCUAUCCUUUUUUUUUGGUAAUUUGUUUAAUUUGUCGCGCGUAUGUUAGCCUAAUAGUGUUUAAGGUGUUGAUAAAGUCGAUUUCUGAAGGAGGCUGAAAGUAUAACGCAUACCCCGUGAUAAUCACUAUACCUGGACGUUCUUAUCAUCCAGAGGAAGGUAACAGAAGAGGGAACGUCAUUCCUAGAUGCAUUCCUAAAUUCGCCACUGUUAGCCUCUCAACAGGCCAAAUGGAGGACGUGGAUGUGGACCAGGUGACCCUGGCGUUGCUGGAUGCUGCUAAUGAUAAAGACUCAUUCGUGCAGGAGCAGGUUCGGAAGUCCAUACUGACCCUGGGCAACCAGCAGCCAGAGAGGGUACUCUCCAUGUGCCAGGACUACCUGGUGAAGCACCCUAAGCUCAUUGUUGGACAUAGAGUUGUCAUACUACAGACUAUUGAGCUUGUGGUGAAAAGCAAGAUCAAUGAGAUCAGUUACCCCAGAAUCAAGAGCAUCAUUUCUCUGGCCUCAGAUGAAAUGACAAGGUCAAAGGAAGUGGUUCCAGAUUGGCAACAGGCAGCUAGCAACAUUCUGGUUGCUGUUGGUAACAAACACAUCAAUGAUAUAAUGGAGGAGAUCCUAAGCAAGUUCCAACCAGGGGUCCUACCGCAUUUCUUUGUGGUCCAAACAUUAGCCAGUCUCUCUGAUUCUAACGUUUAUGGCAUGGUUCCCUUCCUCAAUGCCAUUCUGGGCACCAUGCUGCCGAUGCUGGGCAUGGCUAAACAAGACAAUAUGAAGUGGGUGUUCUCUUCUGCACUCUCCCACUUCAGCGAGAGCAUUCUGGAGUACCUGGCCAACUUAGACAAAGCCCCGGAUCCCACGGUGCGCAAGGACACUUUCUCGAGCGAGAUCUACGCCUCCUACGACAUCCUCUUCUGCAACUGGCUUCAGAGCAGAGAGCCCAAGCUGCGUCUGACUGUGGCGGAAGCUCUGGGGUCCAUGAGUCACCUGAUGGCCCAUGAUAAGCUGGAGGAGCAGCUGCCCAAACUCAUACCCACGAUCCUCUCUCUCUACAAGAAGAUCCCCGAGCAUUACAUCAUCAGCAAGAGUCUGUGCCAGAUUCUAGAUGCUUCUGUAAGCAUGGGGAGCCGGGUGCUGGAGACUCAGCUGGACAGCCUGCUCCUGGCUCUGCACCAGCAGAUUUGUGCGCCCAUCGACUACAGUAACCCUCCAACGGUGAAGAACCACAAUGAGGUCUUACGAUGCUUCAGUAUUCUGGCCAACACCUUCCCUGACAGGCUGCUGGUGUUUGUUCUGCAGAAAUUGGAGAACAGUAACGAGAGGAACCGCGUUGGAUCUCUGGCGGUCCUCAGACACCUCAUCAACUCUUCCACAUCCAUCAUGGAGAGCAAGAAACUGCUCAUUCUGGCAAGCAUCCGACAGCCACUGGCAGACCACAGCAAUAAGGUGAAGAAAAUGGUGGUUCAGGUGAUCAGUGCCAUGGCUCACCACGGCUACCUGGAGCUGGACGGGGGAGAUCUGUUGGUGCGCUUCAUAGUUCAGCACUGUGCUCUCCCAGACACGUUCUAUCGUGGACAGCGCCCCACAGAUCCAGAGGAGGUGAAAAACGAGGCCUUGAGGAGCAUGUGUGACAACACCCUGCACCUGUUCACCACCACGGUGGGACGCCUGACUGACGUGUUGUGGCCAAUGCUGAUUGGCUACUUGACUCCGGCACAGUAUUCCAAUGCCACCACGCCCCUCUGCAAGAGCCUCAUCCUGCUGGCCAGAAAGAAACGAGCGGCCCAGGAGCUCAACUUCACCAUCGACUUCAGCGCCCCAGGCACCAACCUCCCGUCCCCCUACGUCCUGAUGAUCAGGCUCCUGGUGAACGCUGCCUUCCCCUUCCGCUGGCGUGGCCACGGCGCUCCGUCUCUCAGCCUGCUGGACGCUCUCUCUCCCAACAUCCACCCCAGUGCGGAGCAGGUGUGGCAGCAGGAGAUCCCCCCGCUCCUGACUCUGCUGGAGGAAUCCUCUCCUGACACUAUAGACCAGUAUAACUGGGAAGAAAGUAUAUUGCAGCUCUUGUCCAAAACCCUGGUGGCCAUAGCUGAUGACAAGUGGAGCUGUCAGCUGGCCAUUGAAGCGACACGGUAUCUCUCCACCUACAACCACUACCUUGAGGAGAAGAGUUUCCUGUACAGGUGUAUAGGGAUGACCCUUCAGCAGUGCUUCAACAGAGACCUGGUCAAGAAGCAGCUGCAGGAGGUCCUCAUCAAUGCACGUCACCAUGACAACAUAGAGAGAGAGGGAGUUGCGAUGGGAAUCGGGCUUUGUGCCAGCAACCAUCUUGAUGCCGCUUUGGCGAAGCUGGAAGAGUUUGGGAAAUCUGAUGCCUUCAAAAAGUCCUCUGGGAUCUUUGGUCUGCUCAAAGACAAGAACGAGGUGGACGUGGAGAAGAUGAAGAGCACUCUGAUCCUGUGCUAUGGCUACGUGGCCCUGCACGCCCCUGAGGACCAGAUCCUCACCCGCAUCGACUCUGACAUCCUCAAGAGCAUCAGCAAGCACUUCAACACUAAGGUUCUGGGGAUUAAAGUAGAGACCAAGGACAUGACCAUGAAGCUGAGUCUGAUCCAGAGUGUGGGUCUGGUAGCGAGGGCCGUCAGUGCAUGUGUGCGCCGCCAGAGCUACAUGUUCCCUCGCAAACAGGAGCUGAUGGGCGUCAUGAUGGACUUUAUCAAAGCAGAGCCCACUGACGUGAUGCGGACGCCAGUGCGCCACCUUGUCAUGACCACGUGUGCCAACCUCGUUAACCUGGACCCUCAGCUGGCAGAGAAUGAGAACUUCGAGAUGCUGCGGACCUGCCUGGACGGCGUGUUCUGCCUGCCUCCGGUGGACACCCCCGACAAGGGCAAAGAGGACGAGGCCCUGGACCCUCAGCAGAGAGAGGUCUUGUACUCCGAGACGUUCAGGGCUCUGAAUGACUUGUUGAGGAGUGUGUUGGAGCAUGACCUGAGUCCAGAUGGGCUUCAGACCGUCUUUAAGCACAUAGAGGGAUGGUUGAGUUCUGGGCUGGACCAUGAGCGAGAGAGGGCCAUCCUGACCACACUGGAAGUCCUGCAGUUCUACCUGGACAGUCUCACUGUGAAGAACAUGGUGACGUUCCACAACUUGGGCGCCCUGCUGGGGCGUCUGGCCCCCCGCUGCACCGACCCCGUCCCUCUGGUGCGGAGGGCGGCCGUGGACUGCAUCUACACACUGCUGCACAUCCAGCUACGCUACGAGGGGUUUGCCUUGGACUACAAAGAUGAGUCGGUCGAGGGCCUGAUCAGCCUGCGGGAGAGGCUGGACAACCCAGACCACUCGGUCCUCUAUAAAACCUGCUCAGAGCUCACUAAGAUCAUCAGUAAGCGUCUGCCCCAGCAGCAGCUCAGCACGCUGCUCUUCAUGCUGUUUGAGGGGCUGGUGGACUCCCAGUCCAACUGCUCACGGGCCUCCAGCGUCAUCCUCAACACACUGAUGAAGAACAGAGGGGCCAGCCUGCAGGACCUGGUCCCCGAGGUUCUGGAGGUGCUUCACCUGAGGAUGCAGGUGAUCUCUGAGGACCAGGUGAAGGUGGCCGUGGCCCAGUCCAUCCUCAUCCUCGCCACGCAGCAUCUGCAGACUGUCGUCAGCACCCUCAUCUCCUACCCACUGCCCUUCGACAGCUGGAGCUGUGAGAUGUGGAUUGCUCUGGGAGCAGAUAGCACCAUUGCGUCUCGCAUUAUGGAGAUGAUGAUUGAGAAGCUGAAUGUUCUGGCACCGUAUGUGGACAAGAAGGAGUCGAUGCUGAGGCCAGGCCUUACCAAAGUGGCCACCAGCCAACCGCUAGCCAUGACCUGUGCGCUGAGAGAGCUGAUGCUGAAUGGUCAGACGGUGGAGGCGGUGGCGUCUCUGUUCCCGCUGCUCUUCAGUGCGCUGCUGGUGCGGGUGGGCUCCAGCCUGGGCGUGCAGCUGCCCAAAGACAUCAACAGCAACAGCAUCGGCCCCGACAAGAAGGGGGCGGCCAAGGGCGCCGCUGCCUUCGAUGUGUGCGGGGUGGCGGUGGAGGCCCUGCGCAUCCUGCUGGCUCGCGCCCAGCUGGAGGAGGUGCUGAAGCCCCUGGACCAGGACGGCGCCUGGGACAAAAUGAAGGAUCCUCAGCAGCAUAUAGUAGGCAUCACGCUCCUGUCCAGAGCCAUGGCCAAGCAUGCAGGGCCUCGUCUUCCUGCCAUCGUUGAGGCCUUGUGUCCCUGCCUGAACAACAUCUACGAGUGCCAGAGGAUCACCAUCACCGCCUUCUUCGCAGAGCUGCUGAACCACCAUGUGGUGACGGAGCUGAUGAUGAUGGACCUGCUGAUGAACAACAUGAUGGAGCGCAUCUCGGAGCCCUGCUGUGCCGUGCGCAUGCUGGCCCUCCGCGGCCUGGGCAACAUCGCCGUGGGCUCCCCAGAGAAGGUCAAUAAAUAUGCCAAGGAGCUGCUGGCGGCCAUGAGUGCUGGGAUGGAGGAGAAGGACGACCCAGGGAAACACAUCACACUGGAGGCCAUGUCAGGCCUCUCCAAAGUGCUGCUCUACCUGGACCAGAAGAACGUGCAGCUGCUGGUGGUGUACAUCUUCAUGAAGAUCAAACCCUUCCUGGAGAACGAGAGUGAUGAAAUACGGUGUGCUGCCAUCAUGCUCCUGGGGAACCUGUCCAAAUUUGGCUCUGGAGAACCCGUCUUCAAAGACCAGAUCCAUAACGUACUGGUCAGCCUCCUGCUGCACCUCUGUGACCCAAGCCAACAGGUGGUCAAGGCGAGUAAGUACUCCAUCCGGGUGUGUGCGCCCCUGGUGGGCUCGGAGCAGAUCACCAGCAUGUUCCAGAAGCAUCUUCACGAGGACAAAGGCUUGCACUACGGCGAGUUCGUCAACGAUCUCACCAAAUACCUAAUCCAGGACUUCCCGGCCAUGCUGAACUUUUACCACAACAGCGUCGUUCAGUUCUUCAAAAGCAACUGGGCUGAAAUCCGAGCCAGUGCUGCAAUGUUUAUCGGCUUUCUCUUGGGGAAUCUUCCUGAGGACCUCUUCAUUCACAUGAAUAUGGGAAACAUAACAAGGGGUCUGGUGAUGCUGUUGCAAGACCCUGACCCUAUAGUGCGAGCCAAGGCAGCAGAGGCCAUGGGCCACUUCCACUGACCACCUCACCCAGCCAUGGAGAGUUAGCCCCGUUUCUUCCCCUUUUAAAGCAGUCAAGAACAGGGAGGGGGGUGAAUUACUCCACUUGAAUUAACCCUGGAAGGAGUUACGUGACCAAAGAGUGUGUACCAAUCCAGUUUCAAACAGUUAUAUAGUCUUAACCUUGGGAUUCCAUUCAUGAACUAUUUGCCCAAAAUUGUUCUGUUUACAAUCUGGUGUUGGUGUGAGAAGAGUGCCUGGUGGGCACGUGUGCAGUCAUUACCACGAGUGGCCAUCUAGUGGUUUCGAUGGUCACUUUCAACCAAUUAAACUGGGAGGGAAGCAGCUUGCUAAGUACUCCCAUACUACAACAUGAAUGCUAAAGCCUGCUACAUGCAGCCAUUCUUCUCUCUAAUGCACUAAAAGUAACUACAAUAUUUCGUUCCCUCCCCAGCCAGUGGUGGUGGUGGUGGUGUUGGACCACUUAACCCAGCCCUCUUUCCCUGAGUACUGGGCUUGGGGCUGGGCUUAGACUGGACCUGAGCACUUAGUCUUGAUGGAUAGGUUAGCUUACGAUGCCUUCUGGCUGCUGGUGGUUUGAGAGCCCUCCAUACCUACACACAGCAUGUCCUCCAUGUCUCCCUCAGCCUCUCAUAAGUGGUUGUUCCCUGUGACACUAGUAAAAGAAUACAGAGAGGUUCUCAGAGUACAGGCGUCCUGGGCAGAAUGUCAUUCCUCAUCAAGUGCAAACUCUAACACUGUAGACACCUUUAACAGUCAGCAGUAGCAUGGAGCCGAAAUGCUGUGUUUAGCUUCUUAACUGAUUAUCAGCGAUGCAGACCCAGGGUAGGACCCUGACGACUUCCCUUAAGAGAGCUGGAGUUGGUUGUUUUGUAGAGCUUACAUUGCAGAUUGAUGCUUCUUCUUCUUCCUUCCAACUUAAGUGUUAGACCCCGAGACAAGCCCAGCCUGUUGAGAGAGAGAGAGCUGCGAUUGAAACAGUGCCAAAUAUUUUAUAUCAGUAGAGAACAAAUAAGUUACCCUUAUAGUGAUGCAAUAACGUUUGACAUUUUCAUACUAUGCCUUUCUCGAUCCGUCUGCCAUUCCAGAUUUUGUAUCAUCCAGCCUUCCCCCUUCCCUCCUCCUCCUCCUCCUCCUCCUCCUCCUCCUCCUCCUCCUCAUCGGGUACAGUGUGGGUGGGGUGUGUGUCAGGGUACUGGAGGCUGCUCUUACUGCAGUCGCUCACACUGAGCCACUGAACAGUACAUUGCACUUGUCAGCCAUCCUGCCCUGUCUGCACAAACACACACACACACACACACAUAUACACACUCUUUAGUGUUUGUGGUACUUCAGUUGUGUCUGUGUGUGUUUUGUCUCAGUAGUGGGAGCACUUUUCCAUGUAUAGGGGGGAUGUGGUGCCACUCUCCUCUUUUGGAUGCUGUGUGUGUGCGUGCGUGCGUGCGUGCGUGCGUGCGUGCGUGCGUGCGUGCGUGCGUGCGUGCGUUGGUAGAAAUACUUGAGUAUGUAAUGGACCUUGUGAGUAGCAUCGGGUGGAGUGAAAUUGGAGGGAGAGUGUUGUGUCCAUCCUUCUGUCGUGUCAUGUUUUUUAUAUAACGGUCCUUAAUAUGAAGAUGUUACUGCUACUCCCCAUGAGAUGGGGUCAGACUACUGAGAGUGAUGGCAAUCAACUCCUUUAAGAAGAAUCAUUAAAGAUAUAAUUCCUGACAACCA